This is a messenger RNA of Clarias gariepinus (North African catfish), 1549 nucleotides long. It is a transcript of the gene mffb, whose product is annotated as mitochondrial fission factor b. Bases 197 to 1045 code for a protein of 282 amino acids. The record is from RefSeq and is a predicted model, not a curated record. NCBI's taxonomy places the organism in Eukaryota, Metazoa, Chordata, Actinopteri, Siluriformes, Clariidae. The transcript has 7 exons. Gene Ontology annotation, biological process: positive regulation of mitochondrial fission. Gene Ontology annotation, cellular component: peroxisome; mitochondrial outer membrane.
AGGAGUGUACAGUGAACCUGCCCUCUUCCACACACACACACACACACACACCAUCAUCAGGAAUGUACACGGAUUAUUAACCUGAGGAAAAUAUUCAGACCGACCUGCUGAUCUAGUUCGUAAAAUAAUAAUCCGGAUUAGUGAAGAAAUGUAAAAUCGAAAGCACAGAGAGGAGAGACAGUCAAGCUAACAGGAAAUGAGUGAGGCCGACUUUGCCGUCACGGCCGACAUGGCUGCAAUAAGCCGUGUGCAGUACGAGCUGGACUACACCGAGGGCAUCAGCCAGAAGAUGAGGAUCCCUGACAGGCUGAAGGUGGGACCGGGCUCUGUGAUGGACCAGCCUCCACUGUUCCCAGAGGAAUCCCACAGCACCAUGAUGCAGGUUCCAGACCGGAUCAUAGUGGCAGGUGAUGAAGCUGCUUCUCAGUUUAGCGUGCCACGAGAGCUCGAUCUUAUCCAGUCCAUCCCGGUGGAGAGCGUGGAGCUGAAGCCUCCUCCACAUGUCCUCACUCUCCAAGACCAGCCUCUGGAAUUCCUGGAGCCGCAGCCAGAACCCGCCCAAGUGAAAGAGCAGCCUCGCAGUCAGGUGAGAUCCCGGCGUGAGCAUUAUACCGGCGAGAUUUCAGGAGUGUCUCACAACGGCCAGAUCAUCAAAUACGAUGCCGUGAGCCCGUCUCCCAGAGCUCCUGUCCGUGUUUGUCCCCCUCUCGUAUCCCCCGAGGACUGGCCGAACAUGGGUACUGUGGGCGGAGUCCUCUCCUACGUCCAGCACAGCACACGCCGGGCCUACGAUCACAUCCUGGCCAUGCUGGACGCCUCGCACCACAGGACUGCACUUGUGAGUCAGGACGCUGGUCUGGAAGGAGCUCCUGAUGACCUGGUGUUAGCCGACGCCCCGGCACUACGACGACAGAUUGUGAAGAUGAACCGCAGACUUCAGGUGUUGGAGUUUGAGAAUACAGCGCGAGCGAAACGGGAGAUGGUGGUGUACUCGCUCACCGUGGCGUUCUGGCUGGUGAACACGUGGAUGUGGGUACGCCGCUGAGCGCCAGAACCAUCGCCCCAAUCCCCCCGUUGUCUCAGGAUCCAGUUCAUCAGACUUUCAGUUCUCUCUAUGUUGUUUAUAUUUACAUUCUUUAUUGCUUAGGUAUUCCCAAUUAACCCGAACCUGAUAUCAAAAUUAGUUAGAAAACAGCCAAACAGUUCAGAUAAUAUAGUUUAAGGGUGCCAAUAGUUUCAAGCAGAAUUGUUGUAACUGUUUGUACAUAAACUUGUACAUAAACUGUGUUAUAAAUACACUUCCUGUAGGUGAUUAGUGCUCGUAAUGUGUGCAGUGGUUGUUCAAAUCUCAUCGCCUUCAUGAAUAUGACAUCACUAAAGGAAAGGAAGAAAUAAAAUAAUGAUCAAAGAGAAGAAGAAAGACUUCUUCUCUUUUCUAUGUUAAAAGUUUUCUCAAACUGCAUGUUUAAAAUAUUUUGUGCUGAAAGCAAUAAUUCAUCGCCUGAAAGAGAAAAAGAAAGAAUGUAAGAGUUGAGUGCUGGAGGAAGAA